This is a messenger RNA of Caenorhabditis angaria, 3753 nucleotides long. NCBI's taxonomy places the organism in Eukaryota, Metazoa, Nematoda, Chromadorea, Rhabditida, Rhabditidae. The record is from the annotation of a GenBank genome assembly.
AUGGAAGCUCCUUCAGCCACUUCUCAAAUCAAACGAACUUUCGCUCGAUUUUUCACACAACACUUGAAGGCUGGAAAAACAUUCAGAGAGAUUUGCCUUGGACAAAUGAAGGGGGUACAGAAGGCGGUUGGAAAUUAUUUCAUUGAAAGAGGUCAUCUUGAAAGACUGGUAUAUCUGUUUGAAAACAACCGCAGUUGGGAUGCACAAAGCUCGAUUCGCCGCCAGGAAUAUUUGAUUGAACUCAACAAAUUUCUUGCCACAUUUCGACCACAAUUCUUUUCGAGAUUUCCCGAUCAUUCACAUCCAAUUUUUGUGGCGACGAUGAGACUGUUCGAUAUGGUCGAAACCGUUGUCUUUUCUAUGGAUGUCCGAUUUGCGGGAAAUUUGAUUCAACAAUUGGAGAAGCUGGAAAAAUCCGUAAGUUUUUUUGGGUUUUGAUAGGGAGGGCUUUUAGAAUAACUUAGGAAGGAUGGGGAGAAUCAGGGAAAGUUAAGGAGACUUUAGAAAGUUUAUAGAGGCUAUAGAAAGCUUUAAAAAGCUUCAGAAGAUUUUGGAGUCUCCUGAAGUUCUUUAGAGAUUUUUUUUUAAUUUAUGGGGCUUCAAAAGGCUUCAGGAAACUUUUGAAAGUUUUAAAUAAUUUUUAGUGGCUUCUGGAGUCUUCAGGAAACUUUUGAAAGAUUUAAAAAUUUUUCAGUGGCUUCUGGAGUCUUCAGGAAACUUUUGAAAGUUUUAAAAAAUUUUUAGUGGCUUCUGGAGGCUUCAGGAAACUAUUGAAAGUUUUAAAAAAAAUUUUAAGAGGCUUCUGGAGUCUUUCAGGAAACUUUUGAAAGUUUUAAAAAUUUUAUAGGCUUCUGGAGUCUUCAGGAAACUUUGAAAGUUUUAAAAAAUUCUUAUAGGCUUGGAGUCUUCAGAAAACUUUUUGAAAGUUUUAAAAAUUCUUAGUGGCUUCUGGAGGCUUCAGAAAACUUUUGAAAGUUUUAAAAAUUUUUAUAGGCUUCUGGAGUCUUCCCAGGAAACUUUUGAAAGUUUUAAAAAAAUUUUAAGAGGCUUCUGGAGUCUUCAGGAAACUUUUGAAAGUUUUAAAAAAUUUUUAUAGGCUUCUGGAGUCUUCAGGAAACUUUUGAAAGUUUUAAAAAAUUUUUAUAGGCUUCUGGAGUCUUCAGAAAACUUUUGAAAGUUUUAAAAAAAUUUUAGUGGCUUCUGGAGGCUUCAGAAAACUUUUGAAAGUUUUAAAAAAUUUUUAUAGGCUUCUGGAGUCUUCAGGAAACUUUUGAAAGUUUUAAAAAAUUUUUAUAGGCUUCUGGAGUCUUCAGGAAACUUUUGAAAGUUUUAAAAAAAUUUUAGUGGCUUCUGGAGUCUUCAGAAAACUUUUGAAAGUUUUAAAAAAUUUUUGAAGGCUUCUGGAGUCUUCAGGAAACUUUUGAAAUCUUUAAAAAAAAUUUUAGUGGCUUUUGGAGUCUUCAGGAAAAUUUUGAAAGUUUUAAAAAAAAUUUUAGAGGCUUCUGGAGUCUUCAGGAAACUUUUGAAAUCUUUAAAAAAAAUUUUUAGUGGCUUCUGGAGACUUCAGAAAACUUUUGAAAGUUUUAAACAUUUUUCAGUGGCUUCUGGAGUCUUCAGGAAACUUUUGAAAGUUUUUAAAAAAUUUUAGUGGCUUCUGGAGACUUCAGGAAACUUUUGAAAGUUUUUAAAAAUUUUAGUGGCUUCUGGAGACUUCAGGAAACUUUUGAAAGUUUUUAAAAAAUUUUAGUGGCUUCUGGAGACUUCAGGAAACUUUUGAAAGUUUUUAAAAAUUUUUAGUGGCUUCUGGAGUCUUCAGAAAACUUUUGAAAGUUUUUAAAAAUUUUUAGAGGCUUCUGGAGUCUUCAGGAAACUUUUGAAUGUUUUAAUAAAUUUUUUAGAGGCUUCUGGAGUCUUCAGGAAACUUUUGAAAGUUUUAAAAAAUUUUUAGUGGCUUCUGGAAGCUUCAGGAAACUUUUGAAAGUUUUAAAAAAUUUUUAGAGGCUUCUGGAGUCUUCAGGAAACUUUUGAAAGUUUUUAAAAAAUUUUAGUGGCUUCUGGAGACUUCAGGAAACUUUUUGAAAGUUUUUAAAAAUUUUUAGUGGCUUCUGGAGUCUUCAGAAAACUUUUGAAAGUUUUUAAAAAUUUUUAGAGGCUUCUGGAGUCUUCAGGAAACUUUUGAAUGUUUUAAUAAAUUUUUUAGAGGCUUCUGGAGUCUUCAGGAAACUUUUGAAAGUUUUAAAAAAAAUUUUUAGUGGCUUCUGGAAGCUUCAGGAAACUUUUGAAAGUUUUAAAAAAUUUUUAGAGGCUUCUGGAGUCUUCAGGAAACUUUUGAAAGUUUUAAAAAAUUUUAGUGGCUUCUGGAAGCUUCAGGAAACUUUUGAAAGUUUUAAAAAAUUUUUAGAGGCUUCUGGAGUCUUCAGGAAACUUUUGAAAGUUUAAAAAAAAAUUUUAGAGUCUUCUGGAGACUUCAGGAAACUUUUGAAAGUUUUAAAAAAAUUUUAGUGGCUUCUGGAGUCUUCAGAAAACUUUUGAAAGUUUUAAAAAAUUUUUAUAGGCUUCUGGAGUCUUCAGGAAACUUUUGAAAGUUUUAAAAAAUUUUUAUAGGCUUCUGGAGUCUUCAGAAAACUUUUGAAAGUUUUAAAAAAAUUUUAGUGGCUUCUGGAGGCUUCAGAAAACUUUUGAAAGUUUUAAAAAAUUUUUAUAGGCUUCUGGAGUCUUCAGGAAACUUUUUGAAAGUUUUAAAAAAUUUUUAUAGGCUUCUGGAGUCUUCAGGAAACUUUUGAAAGUUUUAAAAAAAUUUUAGUGGCUUCUGGAGUCUUCAGAAAACUUUUGAAAGUUUUAAAAAAUUUUUGAAGGCUUCUGGAGUCUUCAGGAAACUUUUGAAAUCUUUAAAAAAAUUUUAGUGGCUUUUGGAGUCUUCAGGAAAAUUUUGAAAGUUUUAAAAAAAUUUUAGAGGCUUUUGGAGUCUUCAGGAAACUUUUGAAAUCUUUAAAAAAAAUUUUUAGUGGCUUCUGGAGACUUCAGAAAACUUUUGAAAGUUUUAAACAUUUUUCAGUGGCUUCUGGAGUCUUCAGGAAACUUUUGAAAGUUUUUAAAAAAUUUUAGUGGCUUCUGGAGACUUCAGGAAACUUUUGAAAGUUUUUAAAAAUUUUAGUGGCUUCUGGAGACUUCAGGAAACUUUUGAAAGUUUUUAAAAAAUUUUAGUGGCUUCUGGAGACUUCAGGAAACUUUUGAAAGUUUUUAAAAAUUUUUAGUGGCUUCUGGAGUCUUCAGGAAACUUUUGAAAGUUUAAAAAAAUUUUAGAGGCUUCUGGAGUCUUCAGGAAACUUUUGAAAACUUUAAAAAAUUUUUAGAGGCUUCUGGAGUCUUCAGGAAACUUUUGAAAGUUUUAAAAAAUUUUUAGUGGCUUCUGGAGUCUUCAGGAAACUUUAGUGGGCUUCAGAAAGAUUACCUAGGCUUUAGAGUGCAUCACGGAGCUUUGGGAGGCUUCUGGUGGCAUUAGGAGAAUUCGGAUGGCUUUAGAGAGUUUUAAAAGGUUUCAAAAGACUUAGAAAACUUCAGAAACUUUAUGAGGCUUGUGGACACCCUAGAAAAAUCAGAAUUUUGUUUAAAGUUGGGUUUUUUUUUCAGAGCAAGAGGGUCGCUUCGCAACUCGGUGGUGAUCAUCCGUUAAAAUUCAAGCGAUUGUCGGUGAAAAUGGAUGGAGCUGGAACUUCGGGAGUCAAUGUCGCCAUCAAGAAGACGAAAAAGUGA